CUGAGCUCAGAAGCUGAACGUGCCCCAGAGAAGUCAACCAUCUUAGAUAGUAGAAUACUUCGUUCAUAGCAAGGAAAAGAAGCAACAAUCAAGAUGUGGAUGUUAUCGAUUGGUCUUGUGCUGUCUGUUACGAUGUCGUUCGAGCAAAGAUCACGUCUGCUGUAAAGUUCGAAAUACCCGACCUUCCCGAUACUCCGACACCAGUGGUCCAAAAACCCGACACCCGGGGCAACAACAAAACAAAGAAACCCAAAAAAGACGUUAGCCCUGAUCCACUGCGUCAAAUAGCACCAGAACCUCGUGUUCGCCGUUCUCUUGCCGCUCCAUCUGGUCUUGGUGGUGGUUUGCCUGGACGAGGGUAUUACCCGGUACCUCAGUACCAAGACGUUACUAUUAAACGUAUACUCAAGGGCGUUGGUCAAGUGGAAAAUACCGUGGGGAUGACAGUCCAGGGAAAAAACACUACAAAACAUACCCGAUAUGUUGGCCGGGUAUACAUCAGAAAUCCGGGAUUCCGACUAAUGCCUGGUAAAUGGUACCUACUAUCUGGAAUUAUCAUUCAGAAUAAACUAUGGGUAUCGUUUUGUGAUAUACACCAAGAAUGGCAGGCUCUUAACCUCGACCAGCUUCAUAAUCUCAGAAAAGACUUUAUCCAUGGUUGUAAGAAAUGCCGUAUACAAUAUUGCCAUCCGAGAGACCCGGGAUGCGAGAAACGUAACAAUAGGAUGGAUGUUUGCUCGUGGAGACCCGAUAGCUAUUUGCCUGCUGCAGACUGUAGUGUCAAGCACAGCUCAUGCCGGGCCAUUAAGGGUAAAUGUCAAUGGAAACACAGUCCAAGAUUUGCCAAGUGUAAGCAGAGUAAACAAAGCAAGCUUCCAUGAAACUAGUUGCUUAAGCACUAGUCAUUAGAAAGACUGUUUUAAAGACUCUUAUCAUAUAUAGRGAACUUUUUUUAUUGACUUCAAUACAUAUCUAAGGUAGAUUAAGUCAACUGUUUCGUACGUCAGAGAUUGCUUAUAUAUAUCCUUAUUCAUCUAUUAUGUACGUAGCUUUUUGGUUAAGUAUUUAUCAUUACAUUGUCGCGCUCUACAUAUGUUCUAUUCGGUCAAAGAACUGCAGUAAAAAAUAUCGAGAACACUUGUGACUUGAGAUACAAGGUAGAUUUAUGAGCGACAUGCCAAGGACACAUGUCAUCGACUCACUCUCGCAUUCAUAUGCAUAGGUAUAGCCUAUAGGUCGAAUGUCUUUUUGGUAAUUCAUAUAAAGUAAGUAAAGCUCUUCACUGACAGCCCGUGUUAGUAUACUAAAAAACGGGCUUGUUUUGUGCGUAGCAUAUCGGGCAGAGAGUCAGUUUUUUUAGAGGGAGUGUCCCCCAUUACUGACAUACUUAUAGUAACUAUGGUUUGCCAAAGUUAAAUUUCGGUCUUCCUCCUCCUGAAAAGGAUUCUAGUGUAGUUGAGAUCACAGUGAUCUUUCGAACGAAAAGGUUUUACAGACGAAUACACAGUAACACCAGCACAUAAGAACAGCCAUUCAAGCUGGCGCUCUUCAUUGUGAUUAUAGUUUUUACUUGCGGGUUUUUACUGUAAGUCGACUACAACCUUCCUGGUGUAGGUAAAAUAGCAAGAUAUAUAUAACGUACAUGACUUAUCAAUUUAAAAUAACAAAAAUCAAGUAAGAAAAUUCGAAAAUCGAAUAAAACUAGUGGAUGUAUAAAAUAUGAAACUCGAUUUGAAAAAAUAAAUGUAUACACAACACUAAUUAAUGCAAUUAAUAAAAUCCAUUUAUUCCAAAAAACUGAGUGAAAAUCUUG
Exaiptasia diaphana is the source of this 1813-nucleotide messenger RNA. RefSeq lists its product as uncharacterized. NCBI's taxonomy places the organism in Eukaryota, Metazoa, Cnidaria, Anthozoa, Actiniaria, Aiptasiidae. The record is from RefSeq and is a predicted model, not a curated record. Gene Ontology annotation, biological process: negative regulation of membrane protein ectodomain proteolysis; negative regulation of endopeptidase activity. Gene Ontology annotation, cellular component: extracellular matrix. Gene Ontology annotation, molecular function: protease binding; metalloendopeptidase inhibitor activity.